AUGCCCCCGCGUGGCUCCUCGUGCGUGCGGUCGCGGCGCAUCUGCAUGCUCACAGCUGCUACUGCAAUACUGCUGCUGAUCGUGGUCGGCUACAGUUUGAUCUCAGAGAGCGAGCUCAGUGCGACCGGACAGACGCCACGCCAGCGACUCCAGCUGCUGUUCAGACAACAAAGACUGGAUGCGGCAGCUGCAGCAGCGGCGGACGGGGACCAGGCCGAGGCCAUGGAAGAAGCCGAGCUGCUUCCACCGGUGCAAGCUCAGCCCGUCCACCUGCUUUCCGAUCACAUCCCGGCACGGAUACCUCCAAACGAUCGCGCAAUAUUGGUUACUGGCGGAGCUGGCUUUGUCGGGAUGAAUGUGGUCGCGCAGCUUGCGCGUGACAAGCACGCACACACGAUUGUUGCAAUCGACAAUUUUGCCCACCCUGCCGUUUCGGACAAGUGGAAUGCACGCACGCUGAUGCAGGAUCGUGCAUUCAAUAUCUCCAGGAUGCACGGAGUUGUUGUGGUCGAUGGCGACAUUUGCAACCGGCCAUUUUUGGCGCGAUUGUUCGACAGGUACCGCUUUACCGACGUCCUCCAUCUAGCCGAUGCUCGUGCAGGCCGCCAUUCAUCAAACCACACUGACGUCACAGUACGCGCCAAUAUCGACUGCUUUGUCUCGCUCCUGGAGACAAUGAAAAUGUUUCUGCAUCCCAAAGAGUCGUUGUCGAGUAGUCCUGACUCUGGCAGCAACGUUCACCGCCUUCCUCGUCUAAUAUUUGCGUCUUCAGCAGACGUUUAUGGGCUAAACGACGCCUCUAGUGGUCCUUCAGCGAGCUGGGCGCGCGUUGAUCGUCCUCAUAGCAUGUACUCGGCAACAAGCAAGGGCGCAGAAGUCCUUGCCUGGAGCUACCACGCAACAACCGGCAUCCCGAUGAUUGGACUCCGGUUGUUUUCUGUGUUUGGUGCGUGGGCCGAUGCGAGCUCAGCACUCUCUGCGUUUGCGCGGGGAUUUCUGUCCUCGAGCUCCAAAGUCACCUUGCACUCGCUCCGAGCCAAGGCCGGCGCCAGCACCACAGAGUUUCCCGAGCGAGACUUUAUUCACAUCUCGGACGUGUCCAAUGCUGUCGUGCUUGCAAUGAACGCCGAUUACAUUGAUUUCGCUGUCAUCAAUCUCGGCUUUGGGCAACCAAGGUCGGUGAGAGACGUUGCAGCCCUCCUCGCGCAAGAGCUCGUGGACCAACUGGGAGGCAAGUCGUUGAACGACGAAAUCACCAUCGGUCCACUCCCGCGUGGAGAGCUCGCACGCACGUGCGCAGAUACGCAAGACUUGAUCAUGACGCUGGAAUAUUUGCCAGCCGUCUCGUUUCGCGCGGGUUUGCAAGACUUUGUUCGCUGGUUUCUGUGGUACCACCACGUCAGCGCAGACCGUCGAACACUCUCCACGGAAUGGGUCACACCAUCCCCCGCAGUCGGCGAGUUUAUCGCCAAGCUGGAGAGCGCUCGCGCCAAGCAACAGGAGAAGAGCGAGAAAAUGAUGGCAGCAACGAUCGCAGACGCCAAGCGCGCUCGCAUCGAGUCGGAUCGCGCUCAUCUCGUGGCUCUCGAUCAAGCGAGAGGCGUUUCUCUACCCCUCUUGGACGGCCUGAGUACCAAAUCGUUCGUCCUGGUUGAAAAGCUCUUUCCCCAGUCCGCAGACAUGGUACUGCUUGAUUUUGCAGUUGACCGACCAGACGAGCUAAUCAAGGCGUGCAACCGGUACGAUGAGUGCUUGGCAUUCACCCCUCACGAUGGCUAUUUAAAGCAUCAGCUCGGCGAUAUUGCCGCUGCCCAACCCGUCGAUCCCGUUCGCGAUACAAGCACGGGUACCUAUGUCGCAGGUAAAUCAACGUUCAUUUGGAUUGGAUUUCUUGGCAUGUUUUGCUCCCUUGGUUGA
Molecule: messenger RNA, 1917 nt
Organism: Capsaspora owczarzaki ATCC 30864
Lineage: Eukaryota; Filasterea; Ministeriida; Capsasporidae
Product: NAD-dependent epimerase/dehydratase
Exons: 2
Coding region: 1-1917 (638 amino acids)
Source: RefSeq, a predicted model, not a curated record